This is a messenger RNA of Eutrema salsugineum, 1498 nucleotides long. RefSeq names its product lipid phosphate phosphatase 1. NCBI's taxonomy places the organism in Eukaryota, Viridiplantae, Streptophyta, Magnoliopsida, Brassicales, Brassicaceae. The coding region runs from base 299 to 1270 and encodes 323 amino acids. Gene Ontology annotation, molecular function: phosphatidate phosphatase activity. The transcript has 2 exons. Gene Ontology annotation, biological process: phospholipid metabolic process. The record is from RefSeq and is a predicted model, not a curated record.
CCUCUCAUCUGAAUCUCUCUGUUUUCUAUAAACCGUCAAGUGGGGGAAAUCCUGUUUUCAAAGUUUCCGACAAAAAAAGUUGCGAUAUUUCAACAAGCCAACGCGUCUUCUUUUGUCUUUACUUACUCUCGGCUUCUGUUUCUCUCUUGGUGGUUCAUAAUUACCGGAAAAUAUCAUCACUUAAUUCUUCGCGGCAUCGUCUUGUUUUUCUCUUUUUUUUUGAGUUUCGAUCCACACUGCUUUUAAGCCUCGAUCUCUCUGUAUUGAGAAGAAGUUGAAAAUCUUACUUUAUUUUCCGAUGGUGUUUGGAUCGUUUUUCUCUUCUCUCAAAUUCUGGGGCAAAUCUCAGGAGCAGGAGCCGCAGAGAGGGAGGAUGCAAGAGAUAGAUCUUGGAGUUCACACAAUAAGGAGCCAUGGAGGCAGUGUAGCCACUAAACACAAGCACGAUUGGAUCAUACUUGUGAUCUUGGUGGGCAUCGAGAUCGGUUUGCAACUCAUACCUCCUUUCUACAGAUACGUGGGAAGAGACAUGAUGACAGAUCUCAAGUACCCUUUCAAUGACAACACCGUCCCGGUCUGGUCCGUGCCAAUCUACGCCGUGCUGCUUCCAAUCAUAGUCUUCGUCUGCUUCUACAUGAAGAGGACAUGCGUCUACGACCUCCACCACAGCAUUCUCGGGCUUCUCUUCACCGUCUUGAUAACUGGUAUCAUCACUGACUCCAUCAAGCUAGCCACCGGACGGCCUCGUCCUAACUUUUACUGGCGUUGCUUCCCUGACGGGAAAGAGCUGUAUGAUGCUUUGGGAGGUGUGAUUUGCCAUGGCAAAUUAGGUGAGGUCAAGGAAGGUCAUAAGAGCUUCCCGAGUGGACACACUUCAUGGUCCUUUGCGGGUCUUGGCUUCCUCUCGCUCUACUUGUCUGGUAAAAUCAAGGCCUUUAACAGAGAAGGGCACGUGGCUAAGCUUUGCCUCGUGUUCCUUCCUCUUCUCGCUGCUUGUCUCGUGGGGAUAUCACGUGUGGAUGACUACUGGCAUCAUUGGCAAGACGUCUUCGCCGGAGCACUCAUUGGCCUCUUUGUGGCUGCUUUCUGUUACCGUCAGUUUUAUCCCAAUCCUUACCAUGAAGAGGGAUGGGGUCCUUACGCCUAUUUUGUAGCAGCUCAGGAACGAGGACAACAACAAAACGGAGAUGUGUUGAGGACAAUGUCUCUGCAGGUUGACUCAACUUCCCUUGAAAACAUGGAAUCUGGCACUUCCUCUGCUCCAAGAUGAUUCAUUCUAUUUCAUCAUAUCAUUUGAUUCAUUAUUUGGGUUUCUUUUCAUUUUGGUCGUCGUGACUCGUGAGAGUGUGGAUGCUAUAGUAAAGUUGCAUCUGUGUAUUGAAAACCUCUACUUGUUGUAACCUUCCAUUUGUAAAUCAACUCUUCAUAUUUUUGUCUUUUUUUGGCUUCUGUAUUAUUUUUGUUUAGUUGAAACAGAAUUACUUGAUAGUUUUUGACA